CGUCAGCUUGGUUCAACGCGACGCUAUUGCAGUCAAUUUAGAGAGGUCACUUUACUGCUCAAGACUACAAGUAGUGUUCAGUCAUUUUCAUUACCUACUCUUGCUUUGCUUUAGCUUUAGUUUUAUACGAACAUUCGUUGAGAGUACUCGUCGCGCUAAUUUUUAUCAAUUAAGUAACUGCUGAUAUACCAAGCAACCAUGUCACUUCAAGAGCAAUUUGACCAAGCUGCUGCUAAUGUUAAGAAACUGAAGACCCUUCCCAGUGACACUGAUCUUCUAGAGCUCUAUGCAUACUUCAAACAAGCAACUGUUGGUGAUGCUGACCCUGCAAAUAAACCCGGAAUGUUUGACCUUAAGGGUAAGGCAAAAUUCGAGGCGUGGAGCGGUAAAAAGGGUCUGUCAAAGGAAGACGCACAGAAGGCUUACAUCGCGAAGGUGGAAAGCUUAGUCGCGUCCCUCGGCCUCCAAUAAACUAGUUCUAAGUCAAAGUGACGCUUUUUUGAUAACAUGUCAAUAUAAAAUCUGUGUUGCCAACAUAAAUUCUAUGUUGCCAGCCUUAUUGACAUAAUAUCAAUUAAGUGUUGUCAUAUUUUUUAUAUUAUGUUGGUUUUAGUAAUAUUUUGGCAUUUGCUGUGCAAUAAAAUUAUAAUUUUAAGUUUUUGAACUGUAAAGCACAAACAAACAUGAAAUCCAUAUUCUUCCUCUACAUAAGCAUUUAUGAACUAUAUAUUUUUUAAUAGUACAUUUUUUUAGAUCUAUUAAAAUUUAUUUAUUGAAGUGA
Nymphalis io (European peacock) is the source of this 781-nucleotide messenger RNA. RefSeq names its product acyl-CoA-binding protein homolog (gene ACBP). The transcript has 4 exons. The coding region runs from base 199 to 471 and encodes 90 amino acids. Gene Ontology annotation, biological process: fatty acid metabolic process. Lineage: Eukaryota; Metazoa; Arthropoda; Insecta; Lepidoptera; Nymphalidae. Gene Ontology annotation, molecular function: fatty-acyl-CoA binding. The record is from RefSeq and is a predicted model, not a curated record.